GGGCGGCGGACCGCCAGCCAAGGAGGUGCUUUCCCAUUGGAAGUUGGAUAGUUUUUCUGUCCUUCCCGGCGAGAAAUGCACUUUCUUCUCUCUUCCUCCACAACCACCGCUGCAGGUCAUCUCAUAUCUCUGUCUAAAACCCUCAUAGCCCACAAAUCUUGGAUCCUCGUUCCCGCCAUGUCCAUGACCUUCCACUCCCACGCCUUUUCCGGCAACCCCAUCAAACUCAGGACCCCAAAACCCACCGACCCAUUUUCAUCAUCUUCAGCUCUCCAGACCUUGAAAAACAUUGUCUCCGGUAGGACUGACUUAAAUCUACCCCUCUCCUCCAAUUUCAAGAUCUUGCCUUUCAGAAAGGGCCGCCCUUUGGCCGGCUCCUCCGGCAGACCAGACCCUAAUUGGCGGCUGGGCUGGUUGGAUUUCGGUGACUGUAGGGUUUUGUUGGAGGAUUGUAAUCAGAAACUGGGUGAUGAUUCAUUUGUUUAUCUGGGGUCUAAGGAUGAGGAGGGCGACAAUCGAAGUGCCGUGGUGUAUUGGGCUAUUGAUGUGUCCGAGUGCGGGGACGGGUUGGUGGAAGCAUUGGGUGCUAGACAGCUUUGCUUUGUUGAAUUGAGGACUUUGAUGAUGGCUUCGGAUUGGGCAGAUUCUCAUGCCAUGGCCGAACUCGCAGUUGCUGGCCAUGCCAGGGCACUUCUUGAAUGGCAUGGUGUAUCACGGUUUUGUGGGUUUUGUGGAAGCCAGAAUGUUCCUACAGAUGCUGGGAAGAGAAAGCAGUGCUUGAAUGAGUCGUGCAAGAAAAAAGUUUACCCUCGAGUUGAUCCGGUUGUGAUCAUGUUAGUCAUAGAUAAAGAAAAUGACCGUGCACUAUUAAGUAGGCAGUCAAGAUUUGUGCCCCGCAUGUGGAGCUGCCUCGCUGGUUUUAUGGAGCCAGGGGAAAGCUUAGAAGAGGCAGUUAGAAGAGAAACAUUGGAGGAAACUGGCAUUGAAGUUGGUGAAGUAGUGUACCAUAGUUCUCAGCCUUGGCCUGUUGGACCUAGUAGUAUGCCGUGCCAGCUAAUGAUCGGGUUUUUCGCAUAUGCCAAAUCACUUGAUAUAGAAGUGGACAAGGAAGAAUUGGAAGAUGCUCAGUGGCACAAGAGAGAAGAUGUGAAGAAGGCACUCACUUACGCGGAGUACCACAAGGCACAAAAGACAACUGCAGCAAAGGUAGACCAGAUGUGCAAUGGGGGCACCGAGAAAGAGCCGAACUCAUCCACGACCUUAAAUGCCGAAAGCGACAAGAUUGCUCCUAUGUUUGUCCCAGGACCCUACGCAAUUGCCCAUCAUCUCAUCUUCUCGUGGGCUCAUAAUGGCAAAAUUAAUGGGGAUGAAACACAACCUACACAGCAAGCUGCUGCUUCGCUUCCAAAGUUGUAGCCGGUUUGUGUCCUCCUCCUCCGGCUGGUGCUGCUGAACCGGUUGCUCCUUGAAACACCAUUGUAUUACAAACCGGUCCGGUCAGGUCCAGGUAGCCCGCAAGGCUGGUGGGGCCAAGGGGCAAUGGCCAACCAGUUCAAAUUCUGAUUGAACCGGCGGAACCGGUGAAACAUCCGGUUAUGACCAUCUUAUUGUUAUUCUCCUAGUCAAAAUUUGGCUAUUACAGAGUACUGAAUUCUAUUUAGUUCACAACAAAAGUUUUAUUUCCAUCUCAAUGAAGACUUUGGGUUUGGUCGAAAGACUAGGUAAAUAAUAUACCUCCAUUGGAGAGUAUUAGUCAAGUAUUUUUCUUUGGGUAUUCCAUUGUAGGGUUAUUUUAGGCAAGGAAUGAUACACACGAUAAAUUUGCCAUUGUUGAUCUUUAAACUAUCGAA
This is a messenger RNA of Cuscuta campestris, 1850 nucleotides long. NCBI's taxonomy places the organism in Eukaryota, Viridiplantae, Streptophyta, Magnoliopsida, Solanales, Convolvulaceae. The record is from the annotation of a GenBank genome assembly.